This is a messenger RNA of Corticium candelabrum, 555 nucleotides long. Its product is annotated as NADH dehydrogenase [ubiquinone] 1 alpha subcomplex assembly factor 4-like. Lineage: Eukaryota; Metazoa; Porifera; Homoscleromorpha; Homosclerophorida; Plakinidae. Gene Ontology annotation, biological process: mitochondrial respiratory chain complex I assembly. The record is from RefSeq and is a predicted model, not a curated record. Bases 9 to 524 code for a protein of 171 amino acids. Gene Ontology annotation, cellular component: mitochondrion. The transcript is spliced from 3 exons.
UCUUUCGAAUGAUGGGCAACGUUUCAACUCGACUCCGACCAUCCAGACUUCUCAAACAAUCUAGGCUGAGAAAAGUAGUUCGGAAAGCUCCACCCACUCCAAUCACUGUUGCGGCUGAUGAAAGUCUUCAGAUUAAGGAUAACUCAUUGUUAGGACGACUGAAAGAUGUGUACGUGGACUCGGUAACCAAAACAAUGCAGAAAGCACCCAGUCCUGUCAAUCUUGGUGGUGACUUGGAAUCGAGACAUUCCCACAAACUACCUCAUUCAACAAACAGUCUAUCAUUGGACACAGAGUUAGAUCCCACCGAAGUGCCAUUGGGUCGCCUGUCUACUCGUCGAGCAGUAGAACUACUGAUGUUACAUCAGGGAGAAGAGGAAACAGCAGCAGUUGAAAUGAUAGCACAGAAAUUUAAGUUAGAUACGGAAGACACGAAGAGUAUAGUGAAAUAUUUUGCAGUUUUUAAACUUGCACAGGUUGAGGAGCUUGGCAAACCUGAUAUGAAAAUCUCACUGACUGAUUAGCUCUGGGGUAAUGACAUGUUAGUAUAUUGGA